GUCACGUGGGCGCCGGACCGGGUCGGUGCUGGCAGGUCGGCUGGUUGGUUGGCAGUUGAUCCUUGGGCCAGUGGCCUGUCGCUGAGUUCUCUGCUCUUAUGUUGGAAGGUGAGAGGGACACGGGAGCGACAGCACACCUGAGCCUCCGGGAGAGAAGCAGCGCUCAGGCAUCCAGUAGCAGCAGGAGGAGACUAAGUGGAAAAAGGAGCCAUGACUUCUGAUGCUAGUCAUGCACUGGAAGCUGCCCUGGAGCAGAUGGAUGGGAUCAUUGCAGGCACUAAAACAGUCACAGAUAUUAGUGAUGGCAACUGUGAGCCUGGCCUAUCUCCUCCAUCCUCCUGCAUGAACUCCAUACCAGUGCUCCAUCUCAUUGAGGACCUGAGACUGGCACUGGAGAUGUUGGCCCUUCCUCAGGAGAGAGAAGCCCUGCUGAGCCAGAUUCCUGGCCCAACGGCUGCCUACAUAAAGGAAUGGUUUGAGGACAGCUUGUCCCAGGUAAAUCACCACAGUGCUGCUAGUAAUGAAACCUACCAGGAGCGCCUGGCGCGGCUAGAAGGAGAUAAAGAGUCCCUCAUACUACAGGUGAGCGUCCUCACAGACCAAGUGGAAGCCCAAGGAGAGAAGAUUCGGGACCUUGAAGUGUGUCUGGAAGGACACCAGGUGAAACUCAAUGCUGCCGAAGAGAUGCUUCAGCAGGAACUGCUAAGUCGCACAUCUCUGGAGACCCAGAAACUGGAUCUGAUGACUGAGGUGUCUGAGCUGAAGCUUAAGCUGGUCGGUAUGGAGAAAGAGCAAAGAGAACAAGAGGAGAAGCAGAGAAAAGCAGAGGAGUUACUGCAAGAGCUCAAGCACCUCAAAAUCAAAGUGGAAGAGCUGGAGAAUGAACGGAACCAGUAUGAGUGGGAGCUGAAGGCCACUAAGGCUGAGGUAGCCCAGCUGCAAGAACAGGUGGCCCUAAAAGAUGCAGAAAUUGAGCGUCUUCACAGCCAACUCUCCCGGAGUGCAGCCCUCCACAGUGACCAUGCAGAACGAGACCAAGAAAUCCAUCGUCUGAAAAUGGGCAUGGAAACGCUGCUGGUUGCUAAUGAGGAUAAGGACCGUCGGAUAGAGGAACUAAAGGGGCUGUUGAACCAGUACCUAAGGGUGAAGGAGAUGGUGAUGGCAGCUCAAGGGCCUUCCGAGAGAACCCUCUCAAUCAAUGAAGACGAAAUGGAGGGGAGCAACAGAAAACGGAACACCACGAAUAAAAACCCCGAGGAAGUCCUGAAACAAGAGGUACCACUGCGAUGCAGCUCUCCCACCCCAGGGCCACCUCCCUUGCCGCAGAAAUCAUUGGAGACCAGGGCUCAGAAGAAACUCUCCUGUAGUCUGGAAGACUUGAGACGUGACUCUGGGGAUAAGUGUGUCGAUGGGAACCAGCUGUCCCUGGCGGGAGAGCCCAAGGACAGCUCUUUCCCAGCGGAGCAGAAAUACCCUACAUUACCUGGGAAGCUCUCAGGCACCACGCCCAAUGGAGAAGCUGCCAAGUCUCCUCCCACUGCCUCCUCCCAGCCUGACUCUUCAGGGAGCAGCCUGCUGAGGCUGAAUCGCGGCUGGAGUGUCAGUGCUCCCGUAUUAGGAGAGACAGAAAGUGGCUGGGAAGAUACAGGCGUGACCAAUGAACUCUCCUCUACUUCAUCUGGUACUGAGUCCGGCCCCCAGUCUCCCCUGACACCAGACGGCAAACGGAGCCCCAAAGGCAUCAAGAAAUUCUGGGGAAAAAUCCGAAGAACUCAGUCAGGAAAUUUCAACACUGAUGCACCAGGGAUGGCAGAGUUUCGACGAGGUGGGCUCCGGGCGACUGCAGGGCCAAGACUUUCUAGGACCAGGGACGCCAAGGGACAGAAAUGUGAUGCCAACGCCCCUUUUGCCCAGUGGAGCACAGAGCGCGUCUGUGCAUGGCUAGAGGACUUCGGCCUGGCUCAGUAUGUGAUUUUUGCCAGACAGUGGGUGACAUCUGGCCAUACGCUACUGACAGCUACCCCCCAGGACAUGGAAAAGGAGCUAGGGAUUAAACACCCCCUCCAUAGGAAGAAGCUGGUUUUAGCAGUGAAAGCUAUCAACGCCAAGCAAGAAGAGAAGUCCGCGCUGCUUGACCACAUUUGGGUGACACGGUGGCUGGACGAUAUUGGCUUACCCCAGUACAAGGAUCAAUUUCAUGAGUCGAGAGUUGAUGGGCGAAUGCUGCAGUACCUAACUGUGAAUGAUCUACUCUUCUUAAAAGUCACCAGCCAACUCCAUCAUCUCAGCAUCAAAUGUGCUAUUCACGUGCUACAUGUCAAUAAGUUCAACCCCCACUGCCUGCACAGGAGGCCUGCUGAUGAGAGUAACCUUUCUCCUUCAGAGGUUGUCCAGUGGUCCAACCACAGGGUAAUGGAGUGGCUGCGGUCUGUGGACCUGGCGGAGUAUGCACCCAACCUUCGAGGGAGUGGUGUCCAUGGCGGCCUCAUCAUUCUGGAGCCACGUUUCACUGGAGACACCCUGGCUAUGCUUCUUAAUAUCCCCCCACAGAAGACACUCCUUAGGCGCCAUCUGACCACCAAGUUCAACGCCCUGAUUGGUCCUGAGGCCGAACAGGAAAAGCGAGAUAAAAUGGCCUCACCAGCUUACACACCUCUGACCACCACAGCCAAAGUCCGGCCCAGGAAACUCGGGUUUUCCCAUUUUGGGAACAUGAGAAAAAAGAAGUUUGAUGAGUCUACGGAUUAUAUUUGCCCCAUGGAGCCCGGUGAUGCGGCCAAUGACAGCCACAGGGUCUACGGUGUCUACGGGGGCCUUAGUCCCCUUGACAACCAUGAACUAGAUGGACUGGACCAGGUGGGACAGAUAAGCUGAUGCCCCUGUCAUCUGCCUUCUUUGUGCACCGAGAGCUUGCAAUAACACCGUGUGCCACCAUAAAACUGCACUUCCUCCAUCCUUGUGCAUGACGCGCAGAAAGCAGCAGUGUGUGCCUUUGGGCUGGUCUUUGUACACACCGUAAGGAUGGUCAGGAUAUGCAGUUACACAGCUACAAAGGGGACAGACUUUGGGGACUAUAGGACUAUAGCCAAAUGUGGACUGAGGAGAAAUCACCUGAAGAUAUCUGUACAUGUUUAGUAAUUCUUAAUAUCCGUAUUUCAGCUGGAAAACAUAUGAACAAAGGCAGGCCCCGAGAUCCUGGGCAAUCCCAAGAGGUUCUGCUCUCAGGCACUGUACCCUAUGCUCCAGUUGACGGAAGAAUUCAAGUGCCUCAGGCCUGUGGAGCACAGAGUCUUAGCUGAGAUAAAGGGACAACAGAGGAUCUUGUAGGCCAUGGUGAUAAUGUAAUUUGAUUGUACCUUACUAUGGG
Chionomys nivalis (European snow vole) is the source of this 3367-nucleotide messenger RNA. RefSeq names its product PPFIA binding protein 2 (gene Ppfibp2). Gene Ontology annotation, molecular function: protein binding. Gene Ontology annotation, biological process: neuromuscular junction development. Gene Ontology annotation, cellular component: presynaptic active zone. Bases 211 to 2874 code for a protein of 887 amino acids. The record is from RefSeq and is a predicted model, not a curated record. Lineage: Eukaryota; Metazoa; Chordata; Mammalia; Rodentia; Cricetidae. The transcript is spliced from 25 exons.